Messenger RNA from Paralichthys olivaceus (Japanese flounder), 1213 nucleotides. The record is from RefSeq and is a predicted model, not a curated record. NCBI's taxonomy places the organism in Eukaryota, Metazoa, Chordata, Actinopteri, Pleuronectiformes, Paralichthyidae.
GCUCUUCUCUGUGAUGCUUGGUCUCUGCUGAACCAGACCCCUCUGUCAAGCAUAUGGCUUGGUUUCUGUGUCUGUGUGCAUUUUUGGCUCUGGUUUUGUUAGCAGUGCACUUAAAACUCAGGUUGUCCAUGCAUGGUCCCCAGGAGCCUCCACACCUUCCCACACUACCCUUGAUCGGCAGUUUGAUGAGCCUGCGAAGCCUACAACCUCCUCAUGUGCUUUUCAAAGGACUUCAAGGGAAAUAUGGACAGACAUACUCCUUAAAGAUGGGCUCCCAGAGUGUCAUUGUUGUCAACCAGCACAGACACGCUAGAGAAGUCCUGUUGAAGAAAGGAAAGACAUUUGCAGGGAGACCCAGAACUGUGACCACUGAUGUUCUGACCAGAGAUGGGAAAGAUAUUGCAUUUGGAGACUACAGUGCUACUUGGAGGUUCCACAGGAAAAUAGUCCAUGGAGCUCUCUGCAUGUUUGGAGAGGGCUCUGCAUCCAUUGAGAAGAUCAUCUGUGCAGAGGCCCAGUCUUUGUGCUCUGUCCUGUAUGAGGCAGCAGCUGCUGGAAUAGCCCUGGAUCUGUCUCCUGAGUUGACUCGUGCUGUCACCAACGUCAUCUGUUCGCUCUGCUUCAACUCCUCCUACCACCGCGGAGACCCAGAGUUUGAGGCCAUGCUGGACUACAGCCAGGGCAUUGUUGACACUGUGGCAAAGGACAGCCUAGUUGACAUCUUCCCGUGGUUACAGAUGUUUCCCAAUGCAGACCUGUGCCUUCUAAAGCAGUGUGUUUCAAUCCGAGACAAACUUCUACAGAAGAAAUAUGAUGAACAUAAAGCAGAUUAUAGUGACCAUGUGCAGAGAGACCUACUGGACGCUCUGCUGAGAGCCAAACGCAGCGCUGAGAACAACAACACAGCAGAGGUCAGUGCACAAUCUGUUGGCCUCAGUGAAGACCACCUCCUCAUGACAGUGGGAGACAUCUUUGGAGCCGGAGUGGAAACCACAACCACUGUACUCAAAUGGGCUGUCACCUUCCUCAUUCAUCAUCCACAAGUGCAGAGACGUAUCCAGGAGGAGCUGGACAGUAAGGUGGGAUCGGGGCGGUCACCCCAGCUCAGUGACAGAGGCAGUCUCCCCUACCUGGAGGCCACCAUAAGGGAGGUGUUACGGAUCCGCCCUGUGGCCCCUCUACUCAUCCCCCAUGUGGCCCUCAGUGACACCAG